Messenger RNA from Colossoma macropomum (tambaqui), 3230 nucleotides. RefSeq names its product mitofusin 1b (gene mfn1b). Gene Ontology annotation, molecular function: GTP binding; GTPase activity. The coding region runs from base 259 to 2502 and encodes 747 amino acids. The transcript has 18 exons. NCBI's taxonomy places the organism in Eukaryota, Metazoa, Chordata, Actinopteri, Characiformes, Serrasalmidae. Gene Ontology annotation, biological process: mitochondrion localization; mitochondrial fusion. Gene Ontology annotation, cellular component: mitochondrial outer membrane. The record is from RefSeq and is a predicted model, not a curated record.
GCUUUUAUUUUGAAAACAGGUUCGCUGCUGGGUCUCCAUGCCCUGUGCUGGUGGGUCAAGUAUUUCGUGUCUGUGUCUAGCAUGAGAAGAGAGGAUAUAUCAGUCUCUAAUUCGGUUUGGCACGUCAGACUUGCUUGGGGACCGUGAAGGUCAGCUACUGUAAACAGAAAGGUUGAGCUACUAAUUGCUGAACCACUCUGGAAAAUACAGUUAGUGGUAAAAUUGUCAGCUGAUGUUUUGAGACUUGCAGGUGAAGAAAUGGACCCCAGGGACCGCUCUCCGCUGAAGCACUUUGUAGUGGCCAAAAAGAAGAUUAAUGAUGUUUUUGAGCAGCUGCUUGGCUACGUCCAGGAGGGCUCAGAGUUUGUGAAAGAGACAUGUCAGAAUGAUUCAUUGGAGCAGAUUGCAAAGAAGCCACAGCUGGAGGAGAUCGAGGCAUACACAGGCAAACUGGCAGUCAUCAAAGAGGUGCUGGCUCGCCGGCAUAUGAAGGUGGCCUUUUUUGGCAGAACUAGCAAUGGAAAGAGUACAGUUAUUAAUGCCAUGCUGAGGGACCGAGUGCUGCCCAGCGGCAUCGGGCACACAACAAACUGCUUUCUGAGCGUUGAAGGCACUGAUGAAGAUAAGGCUUAUCUGAAGACUGAGGGAUCUGAGGAAGAGAAAAGCAUCAAGACAGUCAAUCAGCUGGCCCAUGCACUGCAUAUGGACGAGAGCCUUGAUGCUGGCUGUCUGGUCAAAGUUUUCUGGCCCAAGACAAAAUGUGCCCUUCUUAGGGAUGACCUGGUUCUCAUGGACAGUCCUGGGACGGACGUCACAACCCAGCUGGACAGCUGGAUCGACAAGUUUUGUCUGGACGCUGAUGUGUUUGUGCUGGUGGCCAACUCUGAAUCUACACUAAUGAACACGGAGAAGCAUUUCUUCCACAAAGUAAACGAACGCCUUUCAAAGCCCAAUAUUUUCAUCCUGAACAAUCGCUGGGAUGCAUCCGCCUCCGAACCCGAAUACAUGGAGGACGUGCGGAAGCAGCACAUGGACCGCUGUGUGAACUUCCUGGUGGAGGAGUUGAAGGUGGUGGACAAAGAGCAGGCGCCCAACCACAUCUUCUUUGUGUCUGCCAAAGAAGUGCUGAACUCCAGGAUGCAGCGGGCGCAGGGUAUGCCAGAGACUGGAGGAGCUUUAGCAGAAGGCUUCCAGGACCGACUGAAGGAGUUCCAGAGUUUUGAGAGAACAUUUGAGGAGUGUAUCUCGCAGUCAGCAGUGAAAACAAAGUUUGAGCAGCACACAAUCAGGGCAAAGCAGAUUACUGAGAGUGUCAAAGACAUCAUGGAUCAAAUCCACAUCGCUGCUGCUGAAAAGAGGGUGGCCUCUCUGGAGGAGAGAGAGUAUCUGAUGGACCGAUUGGAGUUUGUUCGCAAUCAGCUCAACCUACUCAUUGAGGACAUCAAGAAGAAAAUUAAGAUUGUUACAGAGCAGGUGGAGGAACAGGUGUCUAAUGCCAUGGCAGAGGAGAUCUGUCGACUCUCUGUGCUCAUAGAUGAGUUUCAUACAGACUUCCACCCGUCUCCCCAUGUGCUGAAAAUGUACAAAUCAGAACUGCUCAAUCACGUGGAGAAAGGCAUGGGGAAGAAUCUGGCCUUCCGCUGCUCUGACGCGGUCAAUGCUUCUGUGCAGUCCUCUCAGAAAGAUAUGAUCGAGUGUUUGCAGCCUCUGCUGCCCCCUGCUGUUCAAAGCCAGAUCCACAUGCUGAUCCCCUACAGGAAGUUUGACCUCAGCUAUGACCUGAACUGUGCCACACUCUGUGCUGAUUUCCAAGAGAACAUAGAGUUUCAGUUCUCUUUGGGCUGGACCGCCCUGGUCAGCCGCUUCCUCGGACCAACUAAUGCCAAGCGGGCCCUGAUGCUGAUAGACCAGAACCUGCAGCUCUCAGCCACCACACCAACAGGUGGAGCUGUGGCCCAGGCUGCACCCCCCAGAGCCCCAGUCACUCAGGGCCAGUCCCAGGCUGUGAUGACCCAAGAGGAACUCAUGAUGUCCAUGGCUACCAACCUCGCCUCACUCACCUCACGCACCUCCAUGAGUGUGGUUAUCGUCGGAGGAGUGGUGUGGAGGACGAUAGGCUGGAGAGUCAUCGCUCUGUCUAUGAGCCUUUACGGCCUGCUGUACCUGUAUGAGAGGCUCACCUGGACCACCAAGGCCAAGGAGAGAGCUCUGAAGAAGCAGUUUGUGGAUUAUGCCACUGAGAAGCUCCAGAUGAUAGUCAGUUUCACCAGCUCUAACUGCAGCCACCAGGUCCAGCAGGAAAUAGCCAGCACCUUCGCCAGGCUGUGCCAACAGGUGGACAUCACCCAGCGAGAGCUGGAGAGUGAAAUUAGCUGCCUAACCACGAAGAUCCAAGAGCUGGAGAAGGUCCAGACCAGCUCCAAAGCCCUCAGGCACAAAGCCACGGAGCUGGAGAAGCAGCUGGAGAACUUCACCAGUCAGUAUCUCCAGCCACAGAACUGAGCUGUGAUUCCGGUCACACUGGCAGCGCCACCGACCUCAGGAGUGGAUUUACGUUGAUUACAGCAUGGAUUGUGAAACUAAUAAGCCCACUUUGGCCUGUCCAACAGGUGGACAGCUGUGUCUGCACUUUAACCAGGGUUAGCAUUGCAAAAAGGUCAUUAUACAGUUAAACUGUCAAAGGUUGGUUUCAGAAACAGUUUAGUUGUGGUUUACUGUAUUUAAGCUGAAUUUAUCCUGCAGUGAGAUCCGAGUACACUACUGUAUAAACUGUGAGAUCGGCACAUGAAGAAAACACUGUCCAUGGCUGCAGAGCGGAAAAGGCGUAGCCUUUCUCGCUGUACAGUCGACUACAUGGCAGUUCAUGACACACUGUAAAGAAAUUCUUACAGAGCGAAACCAGAUUACUUCUAAUCAUAUCUGUCUGACUUGAAACAGAGCCUUUUUCCAAGCCUUUCUUUUCUACAAAAGAAAAACUUCAACCAAGUUCAAAACGUAAAAACCAGCCUGAGGAAACUAUGUAUUUUGUAGAUAGCCUUUUGAUCACAAUGCCUGUUUUUCUAUAUGUUCCUCAGAAACCUUUCUAUGACUCUAACCCAUUGUGAACACUUUCUUUAUGGACUCUCUCCUUUGUAAAAACAAAAAAAAAGUGUAAAUGUUCACCUUGAAUAACUGUCUGGAAAAAGCUUAUUGCAGCAGAGAAUACAAAUAAAAUAUUACCAUGUUUUUGA